This is a messenger RNA of Necator americanus (New World hookworm), 507 nucleotides long. RefSeq lists its product as uncharacterized. Lineage: Eukaryota; Metazoa; Nematoda; Chromadorea; Rhabditida; Ancylostomatidae. The coding region runs from base 1 to 507 and encodes 168 amino acids. The transcript has a single exon. The record is from RefSeq and is a predicted model, not a curated record.
AUGGCAAUGAACAUCUUUCGAACAAAUAACGACCUGAACCGGAAGUCUACGGAUGAAAACAUGUGGUCUAACGCAAGCUUCGGCUAUCUUCGUCGUGCCUUUCACGAGGUCAUUGUUGGCGAUUUCAGGACCAAAAUUGAAACCAGAAGAACGGCUGAGGAAUUCCACAUCAGAACAUAUGGCUUUCAAUGGAUUGAACCAGGAGAAAGACUUCCCGAUUUUGUCAUGGCGACUAGGACCGUCCAUGAGAAAUCGCAAUUCCAGAAGCCCUCGUCUCUACGCUGGACGUGGGAGCUACCUGAUGGAGGGUACCAUAAUGAAACUGACCCCAUCAUUCUCAGUAAAAGGUUCUGCUUGACGAAUGUCGCUUUUGUGCCAGUUUUGUAUCGCCUUGUUCAAGAGGGAUUUUCUUUCACAAGGAGAAGAGAGAAAUCCGCGAUGUUCAUAAAGCAAACUCCCAGAAUCAUCUUCUACUGGGACCUCAUCGCUUCGCUUAUCGGCUUUUAG